GGAGCAGUUGUCACUGCUGUCACAAGUUGGUCGCCGCUCGGCUCUUUCCGUCUCCGUCCGCCUUCUCAUUAACGUUCCUUCCUCGUGGGUGUGAUGCCGAAAGGGUCUCCGGCGCGCCGAGCGGAGACGCGCAGUGUCCGUGCGCGCUGAGAGGAGGCACCAGCUGCCAGGCAGGAGGGAAACGACGAGGAGGCAGCGCGAGAAGAGACGAGCACAUCCACGUCGCAGGCGACCAUUCCUUCACCGCCGGGGUCCGUUCACGGCAGAAGAAGAACCCCAAACGGUCCUUUGCUGUAGAUUUGCGUUGUUUUCCGGAGGUCUCCGUCGUGUGUGGGAAUUAACAGCUCCGGAGACAUCGAGGAAUAUUAACUCCCCUGGUGGAUGUGGACAACUAAACUGUGGACAUGGAAGCAAUUGUGAAUUUCUAUGUGUCGGUCCUGCUGGUUUUAUGGGGAUGCGCGCUGGGAGGCUCGCCCAGUGUUCAAAUCGGGGGACUCUUCCCAAGGGGCGCGGAUCAAGAGUACAGCGCGUUUCGGAUAGGGAUGGUUCAGUUUGGCACCUCGGAAUUCAGAUUGACGCCCCACAUUGACAAUCUGGAAGUGGCCAACAGUUUUGCUGUAACCAACUGCUUCUGUUCACAGUUCUCAAGGGGAGUGUACGCCAUUUUCGGAUUCUACGACAAGAAGUCUGUGAACACCAUCACGUCCUUUUGCGGGACGCUCCACGUCUCCUUCAUCACGCCCAGCUUCCCCCUGGACGGGAACCAGCAGUUCAUCAUCCAGAUGAGACCCGAUAUCAAGGGGCCCCUCCUCAGCCUCAUCGAGUACUACAAGUGGGACAAGUUUGCCUACCUGUACGACAGUGACCGAGGCCUCACCACGCUGCAGGUAGUUCUGGACACAGCGGCGGAGAGGAAGUGGCAAGUGACGGCAAUCAACGUGGGGAACCUGAAGGACGAGAAGAAGGACGAGGCCUACCGCUCUCUGUUCCAAGAUCUGGAGACCAAGAAAGAGAGAAGGGUCAUUCUGGACUGUGAGCAGGACAAAGUCAAAGACAUCAUGGAACAGGUCAUCACAAUUGGCAGACAUGUCAAAGGCUACCACUACAUUAUAGCCAAUCUGGGUUUCAUUGAUGGGGAUCUAACCAAAAUCCAGUAUGGCGGUGCCAAUGUGUCGGGCUUUCAGAUUGUUGAUUUUGAUGAUCCUUUGGUGUCCAAGUUUGACCAAAGAUGGGAGGCCCUGGAGGAGAAGGAGUAUCCUGGAGCCGAUAGUAAAAUAAGAUACACAUCGGCGUUGACCUACGACGCCGUGCAGGUGAUGACGGAGGCCUUCCGCUACCUGCACAAGCAGCGCAUCGAAUUCACCAGGAGAGCCAACAACGGGGACUGCCUGGCUAAUCCCGCUGUGCCGUGGGGUCAGGGAGUAGAGAUCGAACGCGCGCUGAAACAGGUUCGUGUGGACGGCCUGACAGGAAACAUCCAGUUCGAUCAGCACGGCAAGCGAGUCAACUACUCCGUGAACAUAAUGGAACUAAAGACCAACGGUCCCAUGAAGAUCGGAUACUGGAAUGAAGCUGACAAGAUGGCCGUCACCAAAUCGGACGUCUUCGCAAACGACACCACGGGAAUGGAAAACAAAACCGUUAUUGUCACCACCAUUUUGGAAGCUCCGUAUGUAAUGCUGAAAAAGAACGCUGACCUUUACGUGGACAACGAGCGCUACGAGGGUUACUGUGUCGACCUGGCGGCGGAGAUCGCGAAGCACUGCGGCUUCAAAUAUCAACUGAAAAUAGUGGGGGACGGGAAAUACGGAGCCAGAGACGCAGACACCAAAAUCUGGAACGGAAUGGUCGGGGAGCUGGUCUACGGGAAAGCGGACAUCGCCGUGGCCCCUCUCACCAUAACGUUGGUCCGAGAGGAGGUGAUUGACUUCUCCAAACCCUUCAUGUCCCUGGGGAUCUCCAUCAUGAUCAAGAAGCCUCAGAAAUCCAAACCGGGGGUCUUCUCCUUCCUCGACCCGCUGGCCUACGAGAUCUGGAUGUGCAUCGUUUUCGCCUACAUCGGCGUCAGCGUGGUGCUGUUCCUCGUGAGCCGCUUCAGCCCCUACGAGUGGCACACCGAGGAGUACGAGGACGGCCAGAUCCAGACCAACGAGUCGACCAACGAGUUCGGCAUAUUCAACAGCCUCUGGUUUUCCCUCGGAGCCUUCAUGCGCCAAGGCUGUGACAUCUCACCGAGAUCUCUCUCUGGACGCAUCGUUGGUGGCGUUUGGUGGUUUUUCACGCUGAUCAUCAUCUCCUCCUACACGGCUAACCUGGCUGCCUUCCUGACUGUGGAGAGGAUGGUCUCUCCCAUUGAAAGUGCAGAAGACCUGGCCAAACAGACCGAGAUCGCCUACGGCACUCUGGACUCUGGGUCUACCAAAGAGUUCUUCAGGCGCUCAAAAAUUGCCCUCUUUGACAAAAUGUGGACAUACAUGCGCAGCGCGGAACCCUCCGUGUUUGUCAAAACCACGGCCGAGGGGGUGGUGAGGGUGCGCAAGUCCAAGGGGAAGUACGCCUACCUGCUGGAGUCCACGAUGAACGAGUACAUCGAGCAGAGAAAGCCCUGUGACACCAUGAAGGUGGGAGGCAACCUGGACUCCAAAGGCUACGGGAUCGCCACGCCGAAAGGAUCCUCAUUAAGAAAUGCGGUUAACCUCGCAGUACUAAAACUGAAUGAGCAAGGCCUGUUGGACAAAUUGAAAAACAAAUGGUGGUACGACAAAGGAGAGUGCGGCAGCGGGGGAGGUGAUUCCAAGGAGAAGACCAGCGCGCUCAGCCUGAGCAACGUGGCUGGUGUCUUCUACAUUCUGGUGGGAGGACUCGGCCUGGCCAUGCUGGUGGCCUUGAUUGAGUUCUGUUACAAGUCCCGAGCCGAGGCGAAACGAAUGAAGAUGACCUUUGGGAACGCCAUGAGGAACAAAGCGAGACUUUCCGUCACUGGGAGCACUGGGGAGAAUGGUCGGGUGAUGACUCCAGAGUUUCCCAAAGCUGUCCACGCCGUCCCGUACUCCAGACCUGACAUGGGACUGAACGUCAGCCUGACAGAUCUGUCCUGAUCCACGAGAAACUUCCGAGUGCCUUACAAUGGUUUCAAUGGAGAUUUUUUUUUUUCUUCUGACCCUUCCCUCCCUUCCUCCCUCCUUCUGUUCUGGCGCUUUUUAAAAAAAAUGUUUCUGUCUGGUGAAAAAGGAAAGUUAGGAGGUGGAGGCUUCUUUUUUCUGGUCUCACGGAGACGUGCGUUGUUGCCCUGUGUCUCUUCUUCUCCUCUUUCUCUCUCUCUCGGGUUGGAAUUACAUCUCGGAUUUUUAAAAAGGAAUGAUCUCUUUUUUUCUUCUUUUUUUUUCUAAACUGAUGACACCGCACUCCGCUAUCUUACUGCCUGGACCGGACAGAGACGGAAGAGAUGGCUUCUGGGAGUCCGAUUUUCAGUCAUCUCAAUGUGUGUGUGCGUGCGUGCGCGUGUGUGUGUGUGGAGAACACGGGGUCGUGUGCGUCAGGGGAACAUAUGUCAUCAAUAAAACACACCGUUUCUGUAGCCACCGCCGCCAAACAAGAUCUUCAAGCACACUUGAUAUCAUCUGCAUUAAGAUGUGAAAUUGUCCUUUUUUUUCUAAGAAAAUCCCCCCCAAAAAAGUUUGUGAAAAAAAAAAAAUAUUUUUAUGUAUUUUCACAAAAUAGCUUUUAAAUAAACUUGCUUACAUACCGGUUGGAUAUGAACAUCUAAAUGUGUGAGUAUUGAGACAAAAAAAAUACUAAACAGCUUCUAGUUCCAUAUUUCUAAAGCCAAAUACAUUGCACAUGGGGCUGAGAUGUUAAAAUCAUGUAAUUACUUCCUACUCUAAACUCUCCUGUAUAUUUUAUUCUUUGACAUUUGGUAUUGAUAUGGAUACAAAGUAUGUCACUGCUCGACAUUCAGAAUCAAACCUACUAUGUUUUUUCUUGUUGGUGCAGCGGGUUACGCUCUCUUACUUUUGUCUCUUCGUUUGCUUCGGUGCUUUUGGUCGUUUGUGUUUCAAAGAACCAGGCUUUGUUUUUACUUUGAAGAGGAAAUUGACCUGUUUACACGCCAUGAAUGCAAAAAAAAAAGAAGAAAAAAAAGAGAAAAAGAUUUUAAAAACUGUACGGUCUGGUAUUAUCGCAUCACAUCUUGAAGGGAGAUCAAAAAGAGGCUUGGACACCCACAUGGAUUAAGUGGUGGUUUAAAAUGCCAAAUACGUAAGAGUGCCAAAUUCUAGUGCCAGUAGACAUGAAUAUAGUCCUAAUAUAAUCAAUCACUGUCCUCUCAGUGAAUGUAAAUGAUGCAUUCUGUAACUUUUGUAACUAGAUGUACAGUCGGUGGCAAUGACAGUGCUAAAUUGCCUCUUAUGCUGUUUUCCCGUCUCCGUGUACUUUGCAUCGAUCUGACAAUGAAGUAGCACCAGUUGCAUGUUGCCGCAAAUACUACAUGCGUUUAUUUCAUUACUGCCAAACAUGCGUUUUCAUUUUAAUGUUCAAGUUGUGAGGUUAAUUGUUUGAAAUUGGAAAUACAAUGUAAGACAUAUAUUCAAUAUAUACAUAUAUACAUAUAUAUUUUGUAUAAAAAGGUUGAAUAUGAAAAAGUAUAGCCUCUUUUCAUAAUGGCCUCAAAGCUACUCUAAUAACGUUAACACUUAAUUUGGUUAGUUAUUCAGAAAAUACAGGAUUGGGGUUUUUUCAGUGGUUUUAUUUAUAUAUAUUUUACUUCAUUUCAUGAGAAGACAGUGACCUGUGAAGAGCCCCCCCACCGCAUUUCAAGGGAGGCCAAGUCUAUUAUUAUUAUUAUCACUGUUGUUUUUCUAAUACAACAAUAGAAACAUGUACCGUAGUCGCUUAUCAUUUCCAUUGCAUAUUUCGGCUUUUCUCACUGACAUUUUGUAAAUGGAAUGUGUGCUAACUUGUUUAUUUUUUGGGACUCUUUCUAAAUAAAAGUGGCUGAUCUCUUGUUA
This is a messenger RNA of Pungitius pungitius (ninespine stickleback), 5006 nucleotides long. It is a transcript of the gene gria2b, whose product is annotated as glutamate receptor, ionotropic, AMPA 2b. NCBI's taxonomy places the organism in Eukaryota, Metazoa, Chordata, Actinopteri, Perciformes, Gasterosteidae. Gene Ontology annotation, biological process: monoatomic ion transport; synaptic transmission, glutamatergic; modulation of chemical synaptic transmission. The transcript has 16 exons. Gene Ontology annotation, molecular function: AMPA glutamate receptor activity; transmitter-gated monoatomic ion channel activity involved in regulation of postsynaptic membrane potential. Gene Ontology annotation, cellular component: postsynaptic density membrane; AMPA glutamate receptor complex; dendritic spine. Bases 405 to 3098 code for a protein of 897 amino acids. The record is from RefSeq and is a predicted model, not a curated record.